Nylanderia fulva is the source of this 1647-nucleotide messenger RNA. The record is from RefSeq and is a predicted model, not a curated record. NCBI's taxonomy places the organism in Eukaryota, Metazoa, Arthropoda, Insecta, Hymenoptera, Formicidae.
CACGACCUCCUCGCGCGAUAUAGUCUCCUAAUACACACCUCUUCGCACAAUAUGUUUCUCUAUUCGCUCAAGCCAGUAACAAGCGCAAAGCAUACUGUGCGAGGAAGUAGAGCCAGGAGAACAUAACACUGCAAGGAGGUUUUCAAAACUGCGAAAAGACACGAUAUUUUAGCUUCUGUCUCUGUCUACCAUUCGUUAUAUGUAUUUGGUGAAAAUUGGUUAUGAGCCUCUAUUCAUCGCUUAUUUCGUCGAAAACGAUAUAAUUGAGAGGAAAACGUUGGAUAUUUUUGAUAAGAGCAGGAUCCGAUGGCGUCUUCGUGCAUGAUUCUGCGACGUGGUAUCGCGACUUCUUGCAUCUGUCAUGGAAAGCGAAAUUUUCGAAAAUUCUUGCUGUACAACAAACGUGGUAGUCGCAACUUUAAAGAGCAGCAGGCGAAAAACCCAGAUCCUGAUAUACCAAUAGAUCAUAGAGGUGUAAGAAAAACUGGAAGGAAAUUAGGUGACCAUUGGAUUACUGUGCCGGAGAUGAUUCCUGAAUUAAUUGUUCCUUCGUUGGAAGGGUUCACAUUGAAGCCAUACGUGUCGUACAGAGUGAUGGACUUUUCAGAACCCGAAUUUACUGCACAAGAUUUAUUCGAUGCAGUAUAUUCUGAAAAGAUAAAAAAGGACUUUGCAAAUAAUAAAUUGGAUGAGAAUGGAGAGCCAUUGAAUCCCAGUGAACAUGAACAGCUUACGCCGCAACAAGCUAAGGAUAAUGCUAGGAAAACAGGCUCUGACAUUUUUGAUGAAAGAAACCGUUUAUGAGAAAGAGAGAGAAAGAGAGAGCGAACGUUUCAAAUUCUUCGCAUAAUAUACAUCUAAACAUUUCUCUCCAUCUCCAAUGUGAAAUGAUAUGCAACUAUGUUAAUGAAAGUCAACGUGGAAAGACUAGCGGAGGGAGUAAUGAUUCAACUGGGAGGCUUUUCAUACGCAAGAUCUCGAGAUAAUUACUAACAACGAGAGAGCGGAGCUUUAUUCCAUUGGAUCCCCUACAUUUUCGAAGAUGGUUGAAUGUGGAUUGCUGGUGGUGGGCCACAAGAAACCACCUACACUGCCUGGUGAAUAGAGGACGACGGCCGUGUCACGAUCACCGAGCAAAUACUGUCCGCUGUUCCCGCCAUCCAACGGUGCCUCUUAAUUUGUGGAAUGGUGUAACGUUUGGAAGGUUCCAGCACUAACAUCUUGCGUAUUAGGCUCUCGCAAUCUUCAAUUUAAACGAAUUUCGUGAGGAUAUAACAGAAUUAUGAAGUCCGGCGUAGUGCUUUCCUCGGAAAACUUCGGGCGCGGCAUAAGGCGGGCUGCCGCACCACGUGCUCAGGCGUUCCCCCGGGGCGAAUCGGUUGCUGAAGCCGAAAUCGGCGAUCUUCACGUUCAUCUGCGCGUCAAGAAGCAAGUUCUCCGCCUUCAGAUCGCGAUGUGCCACACCCGUCACGUGGCAGUACUCGACCGCGGAGAGGAUCUGGGCGAACGUCGCACGUGCUCGGGGCUCUCCCAUUCUUCCAUAUCGCGCUAUGUAGUCGAAUAUCUCGCCUUUGCUCGCGUAUUCGCACACCUGUAAAGAACGAAAUGCGCUGUGAUGUCUUCAUUACACGAGGAAAACACAAUUAU